UCUCUACAUUUCUUAUAUAUUUCCUAGAUCGGCAAGUUGUGCCUUAGCUUGGAUACGAAUCACAUUUAUUUCGACUUCUUUCCUUUCUACAUGCUAUUCAUUUCGUUCUCUGGAAAAAAUUUGGCAUUAUAAUAUUUUCUUCGAUUAUUUCAAGCUUCGAGUAAACUUGAAAUUACAAAAAAAUGUCUUCAAGCAGCUCUAAUAUACAAUGUCCAAGAAGAAUGCCUCACUUGUGUACAUCUUCGAUAAUGAAAUGCUAUUUCAAUAAAAUAUUUCACUUAUCCAUUAUACACAAACGAGGGUAUAUUUCCCACUCAUGGGGAAUUAAAUGGAUUUUUGUUAUUUUGAGUAGUCUAUUCUUGACGAUAAAUGCGAACAUGCAACAAGUCGAACAAUGCAUGCCUAAUCUACCAGCAGGAUGGACAGUGCCGAGAGGUGACAUAUUUCUCAAAUGUGGUGACAAUCUACAAAUUUGGUGUAAUUUAAAUAAACCGUUUAUAGCUAAAGAAUAUUCGGGUAUAAACGCUUCGAAUAUUUUCUUCAUUCGCGAUAAUGCAACAGUAGAGCAGAAAUUCGUUACUACAAUUAAUGAAACAACAGCACUAUUGACCAUUGAAUCACCACCAGCCGGACAAUUUAAAUAUUUUUGCAAUUUGGAUAUAUCUAACAUAAUCAUAACUGUUUGUCUUAAUAAUGUUUUUGUUACGUAUGAAUUUCAACGGCCAAGAAAUUUUACUUGUAGAUCUUAUAAUUGGAAGAGUAUAACAUGUACAUGGGUAUCACAGCACUAUGUACCAACAACCCAUGAAUUAUUCUAUAUAAUACACAGAAAAAAUAGACAAGAAUUUGUUUCUUGUCCUACAGAAAAAGCGAAAAAUGAUUCUUGCACUUGGACUCAACAUACAUAUCCAACAUACAGGCAAACAAAAGAAAAAUAUGACUUCAUAAUGCACAUUCAAAAUAUGUUUGACACGAAAUCCUUCGUAUUUGAUACUAUCGAUCAUUUUGCUAUAGUUAUACCUGCAAAACCUACGCAUGUAUCGGUGAUUAACAAAACAUCGAAUAGUGCAACAUUAUGUUGGCAAUCUCCCUCUCCGAUGAAAAGUUUUCCUCCCGGUUUAACUCAUAAAGUUAUGUAUCAGAAACACCGGGAUCAUAAAAAGAAAUGGAAGAUUAUUAAUAUUGAUACGGAGCCUCAUUUGCACAAGAGAUGUUUCACUCUUACCGGAUUAUACGCUAAUACCGAGUAUGAUGCAUACGUUUAUUUAAGAAGUUCUAAGGCCGUAGGAGAGGAUAUGUAUAGUGAGCCCGCUGCUAUUAUAUUCAGCACAUUACCAACGUUACCUAGCUUUUCACCGCGAACCGAUAUUGGUAGCUACGAAAUUAUCGAAUACAAUAAAACUCGAGAUGUAUAUUUAUAUUGGCAAAUGAUACAGCAACGUUACGAGAAUGGUAAUGAAUUUAAGUAUCACGUUAAGCAUGUGGAAGAAAAUGGUCAUAAAAUAAUUCUCGAACCGAUCGAGAUAACCAAGGCAUAUGCCAAGUUUGAGGGACUCAGCUUUAAUAAAUACCGAUUUAAGAUUGUCUCAGAGAAUGAAGUCGGCAUUAGUAAGAAUUACACGGAAAUUAUUAUACCUAAUCGAGAUGAGAUGCCACGUGAACCGAUAGAAUUUACAAAAAUGGCUUUCGAAAGAGGACUGUACGAAUUGUCUUGGGUGCCGCCGAUUAGGCAUGAAAUCGUCACAAAUUAUACCAUCUUUUGGUGCGACAACAAACGCGAUCGUCCUUAUCAGUGCACAGGUUACUUGAACUGGACACAUGUAUCCAUGAAUACUACAGUCUAUAACAUAACGGUACCAAAUUCUAACAAAACAUAUCAAUUCGCGAUUUCCGCUAAUACGAAUAAGGGCAGCAGCGGUAUGAUAUGGUCAUCUUGCACGGUGAUUCGCCCAAAAAAGCUCGACAGAAUGAAAUUCAUAUGGAUUAAUCGUUUUGGAUUAGACUUCAUCGAGGUUGGAUGGCACUUUCAAUGUUUAGAUCGUAUUGGGGUCAUCGAAGAAGUGAAAAUUUACUACUGUCCUAUUGAGUCAGUGUUGAAUACCAAGUGCAAAGAACCCAAGCGAAAUAUUAGCGUCAAAUACCAUCCAUAUAGGAUGUUCGGUAGUGUCAAAAACUUGACGUCCCAUACUUUGUAUAUGCUCGAACUCACGAUGGUGACUAAGUAUGGCGAGAGUCAGCCUAGUAAGUCCUUACAUCAAAUUACUUAUAAGGCGGGAUGCAGUAUGUCCUGGAAUGUUUAAUUAUAAGACUGUUGGAAAACAAUAUAAAUUUAGAGCCAUUAAUAUCGGUUUCAAUAAUAAGUAUUUAGCGGAUUUUUGAUCUGAAAAUGGAGAAGAUAAUUAUUAUAAUGGUU
Molecule: messenger RNA, 2413 nt
Organism: Camponotus floridanus (Florida carpenter ant)
Lineage: Eukaryota; Metazoa; Arthropoda; Insecta; Hymenoptera; Formicidae
Product: cytokine receptor-like
Exons: 9
Coding region: 183-2300 (705 amino acids)
Molecular function (GO): protein binding
Source: RefSeq, a predicted model, not a curated record